AUGUUGCCGACGCACUCAAGCUGGAGUCCUUCAGGUCUCUCGUCGUCUGGGGGAGUGUUAGAGGAGACGUCUCGUGACCUUCAUUGUAUACACCCACAAAUCCUUCCCUUUAUAUACGAAACCUUAUUUCUGUCUCACCUCAGUCGUUCCUCACUUUACGGUGACUGA
Laccaria bicolor S238N-H82 is the source of this 168-nucleotide messenger RNA. RefSeq lists its product as uncharacterized. Bases 1 to 168 code for a protein of 55 amino acids. Lineage: Eukaryota; Fungi; Basidiomycota; Agaricomycetes; Agaricales; Hydnangiaceae. The transcript is spliced from 2 exons. The record is from RefSeq and is a predicted model, not a curated record.